Molecule: messenger RNA, 840 nt
Organism: Fraxinus pennsylvanica
Lineage: Eukaryota; Viridiplantae; Streptophyta; Magnoliopsida; Lamiales; Oleaceae
Source: the annotation of a GenBank genome assembly
AUGGGACGUUCACCUUGCUGUGAAAAAUCUCAUACAAACAAAGGCGCUUGGACCAAAGAAGAAGACCAAAGACUCAUCAAUUACAUCCGUUUACAUGGUGAAGGAAGCUGGCGUUCCCUCCCAAAAGCCGCAGGGCUGUUGAGGUGUGGUAAAAGUUGCAGAUUGAGGUGGAUAAAUUACCUAAGGCCUGAUCUCAAGAGAGGGAAUUUUACUGAAGAAGAAGAUGAAAUAAUAAUCAAACUUCAUAGUUUGCUUGGAAACAAAUGGUCGUCGAUAGCUGCAAGAUUGUCUGGGAGAACUGAUAAUGAGAUAAAAAAUUACUGGAACACGCACAUCAAACGCAAGCUUAUUAGCCGUGGUAUUGACCCUCAAACCCACUGUCCACUCGACGGCAGUGCCACCAGCAACACCACUAAGGCUCCUUCUUUGGACUUCAGAAACCCAGCUCCACCAUCAUCAGAGAAACCCACUUUGCUGAUCAAUGAGGCCGGGAACAAGUGCAUGCCUCCAGCAGACUCGUCAAACGACACCAAAUGCAACAGCAGCACCACCGAGGAGGCUCCCCCACCGCUAGAGCAAAACACUCCACGUGCAAAUGCAAUUGACCUUGAACUAUCCAUAGGACUUCCUUCUCAAUCAAAGUUCAAGAAGACUGCUUCUUUCAACUCAUCUGCAGUGUCUAAGCUUUUCUGUGAUUUCUUGCAACCGGCAGAGACACCAUCUCCGGCGAUGCCGCUGGUGGCAUGGCCAAUUAUGUGUUUUUGUUGUCAGUUAGGAUUACAGAAGGGUCAGUUAUGUAGAAAUUGCCAAGGUAGAACUGGUCUAUACAGAUAUUGCUGA